AGCCGCGAGAUAACACCACCAGCAACACCACCAUCACCUCCACCACCACCCUCAUAACACUGCACCUCAUACGUGGACACUCUCGACCCUUAAGUGUCUGUGUGUUGUGUGUGUUGCCAGUCGAGUGUACACGGGAGAUCAGCUGGACAGUAAAGAACAGAGACAAACAAACACUGCAGGAAAGAACGUUUGGUGUUUAUUAUACUUCGAGGACGUGUUUGCUUGUGCGUGUUUGUGUGUGUAGGAGAAAGGACUGUGAGGCUUUUGUUUUUCUUAUUAUUAUUAUUUUGAAUUUCCUAAGGGAUAUUUGAAGAUCGGUGAAAAAAAUAAAACGUAAAAUAUGGAUAGAGCAGCAGCCACUAUGCGAGGAUGGCCAAACGUGGAGGUAACAAUAGUCGAGGCGCAGACGGGGGUGUCGGGCUACAUGGCUUGGGUCGCGGCCGUGGCUGUGUGGGCGACGGCGUGGGGCGUGGCGGUGGGCGUGGUGGGCGUGUCGGUGCUCAUGGCCUACCUCCGCUACGCCAACACAAGAGCCCGCCCCUGCACCGCGCCGGACAUGAUGAAGGGGAAGACGGUGCUGGUGACGGCCAAUGAUGACGGUGGCGUCGGGGAGGAGGUGGCGCGGGACUUGGCUGGGCGUGGCGCUCGUGUGAUGCUGGCGACACCCACGCUGGCGAGGGCGGAACGGCAGGCAGCUGCCAUCACGGCCUUCACCGGCAACGAGGAGGUGAAGGGAUUGCAGCUGGACACUUCCUCCAUGGCCUCCGUUAAGCAGUUCGGCAAGCAGUUCAUUACCACGGAAAAGAGGCUGGACGUGCUGGUGCUGGCGGCAGGGCGCGGCGCUCCCCCCAACAGGACCGAGACAGAGGAGGGCCUGGAGGUGACCCUGGCUACCAACCAUCUGGGUCACUUCCUGCUCGUAAACCUCCUGCUGGGUGUCUUGAUGACGAGCAGCCCCAGUAGAGUGGUGGUGAAGGCGUCCUCAGCCCACUACAUGCUCUCCUCCAUCACUCCAAAGGACCUCAACUUCAAGAAGGGGGAUUACGGGGCGCUGGCUGCCUAUGCCCUCUCGCAGCUGUGCAACGCGUUCAUGGCGACUAACCUGACAAUUCUCACGGCUGGCUCAGGUUUGGUGGUGAACAGCGCCUGCCCCGGACUGGUGCUGAGCGAGCCCUACCUCUCCCCCGGGGGCGUGAUGGCCUGGCUGUAUGACGCUGGGCUCUCCUUCGUGGGCAGGACCCCCGAGCAAGGCGCCCAGACACUGAUCCACGCCGCCGUCAGCCGCCAGGGGGCCAGCAUCUCCGGGGCCUUCUUCACCGACUGCGAGGAGACGAAGCUGACGGGUCUGGCCGCGGACGCUGGGCUAGCCAAGAAGGUGUGGGAGGUGAGCGAGGGGCUGGUGGGUCUCCUGCCGCAAGACCACGAAUAACAGACCCCCCGCUCCCCCAACACCGUGCCUAAGGAGUUUCGGAUCUUACACCUGUGCUACUGUGUGCCGAUCAACGAAUACCUAUGCGUGACAAGCCCCCAGACCACCGUUCUCAACCCCUUCGUCCCAGGUCAUUGUUGGCGUUAUCUUUCAUUAGACUAGUCCCUGCUGUCCCAUGCUGUUAAGCCCCUAGACCACCAUUCGCUAUAUAACACGUAACAUUAUCUUCCAUUCGACUACUGCUUGCUAUUAUCCCUCGCUAAGCACCUAGACCACUAUUGUCAGUCCCCUUCGCUCUAUAACAAGUAAUAUUAUCUUCCAUUCCACGACUGCUUGGUAUUAUCCCUCGCUAAGCACCUAGACCACUAUUGUCAGUCCCCUUCGCUCUAUAACAAGUAAUAUUAUCUUCCAUUCCACGACUGCUCGCUAUUAUCCCUCGCUAAGCCCCUAGACCACUAUUGUCAGUCCCCUUCGCUCUAUAACAAGUAACAUUAUCUUCCAUUCGACUACUGCUUGCUAUUAUCCCUCGCUAACCCCCUAGACCACUAUUGUCAGUCCCCUUCGCUCUAUAACAAGUAACAUUAUCUUCCAUUCCAAGACUGCUCGCUAUUAUCCCUCGCUAAGCCCCAAGACCACUAUUGUCAGUCCCCUUCGCUCUAUAACAAGUAAUAUUAUCUUCCAUUCCACGACUGCUCGCUAUUAUCCCUCGCUAAGCACCUAGACCACUAUUGUCAGUCCCCUUCGCUCUAUAACAAGCAAUAUUAUCUUCCAUUCUCCUUUCCCUAUUUCCAGACCACCAUUACUAUCAUCCCCAAUUCGAUUACUGCCUACUGUCCUUGUUCCUUAGAUCACUAUUAUCAGCCCCCUUCGUUCCUGACCACUGUGGCUGUUAUCUUCUAUGCCGCUAUUAUUACUAGACCCAAUCUCAGUUCCCUCACCCCCAUUUGACUACUGCGUGUUCUCCCCUGCUAAGCCCCUAAAUCUCCAUUAUAUCAGCCAUCUUUCCCUCAUUCCAUUACUGCUUGCUUUUAUCACUUGCUCAGCCCCUAGACCACCAUUAUAAGCCCCCAUUUCCCCAUUCGACUGCUGCUUCUUGUCUCCUGAGGCCCCUAUUCCUCAGCCCAUCACUGUCUUUCUCCUUGUUCCGUAUCACCAAGGCCAUCCUCUCCCUUCCGCCGGUCUCUCAGUCUUCAUUAGUCUACACAAGGUUCUUUAUAAGCUCUCCAUCUUAUUGUAAAAGUGUUAUUGGGAGGGAGUUUUGCAGAGUGAAUUCAGUGACAGGAGCUUCCACUUCAAGAAAACCUAUUGCUGUUUAGAGAGAAUAUAAUACUAUUCUAUGUCUAUUGCGACCGCCACAUAGAUCAUUAUUACAGAUGAAAAUAAUCUCAAUGUUUGCGAAGAUCUUUAUACGAGGUGACUGUAUGGUUAGUUAAUGGUCAACUGGGGUUACCGACGCAAAGGAAAAAACUAUUAGGCCUACACGAGAGGAUCAUUGUUAGGGUGCUGGGCUCACAUUCACCGCGCCAUGGACAACGUCGGUUCGAAUCCCCACGCCACCACCUGGGAUUUUUCAGUCACCGCCGAGUGGCCGAAGUGAUAGCGUACUGGACCCACAUUCGCCGCGUGAUGGACGACGCGGGUUCGAAUCCUCACGCUACCACUCGGAUUUUUCGGCCACCGCCGAGUGGCUUAAAACUACCCACAUGCUGUCCUGAAGACCACCCAUCAACCCGGACUCUAGAGGAAGCCGUCCAAGCGAAUCAAGUACGAGUUCCGGGGGGCAGCAUGAGCCAAUGCAAGAUGGCGCCACUAUAAACACUCGCCUGCGCCAGAACGGGCUGGGCCGACCAUCAGGCCCCACCUGGAAGAAGCCUUGGGCCGACCAUCAGGCCCCACCGGGAAGACGCCUACCGACGCAAUAGGCAACAACGUAAAAAAAAAACAAAAAAAACAAAAAAAACAUGCUGUCCAGAAGACCACCCAUCAGCCCGGAGUCAAGAAGAAACCGUCCAAGUGAAUCAAGAAUGAGUUCCGGGGGGCAGCAUGAGCCAAGCAUAACUUGCGCCACUAUAAAAAUUGCCUGCGCCAUGACGGGCUUGGGCAGACCACCAGGCCCCUGAAGAAA
This is a messenger RNA of Eriocheir sinensis (Chinese mitten crab), 3554 nucleotides long. RefSeq names its product retinol dehydrogenase 11-like. The transcript is spliced from 10 exons. NCBI's taxonomy places the organism in Eukaryota, Metazoa, Arthropoda, Malacostraca, Decapoda, Varunidae. The record is from RefSeq and is a predicted model, not a curated record. The coding region runs from base 341 to 1429 and encodes 362 amino acids.